GACCAGAGCAGGAAGAGCCGCGGCGAGGCGGUGGCGGCCGGGAGAGAGGCGGCGGUGGCAGAGGCGACAGCGACGGCUCCAAGCGGGUGGCAGCGGCCCCGCCAGCAGGAUGCGGGUCCGGGUCGGGCUGACGCUGCUGCUCUGUGCGGCGCUGCUGGGCUCGUCCCCGGCGUCCUCGGAUGAAGAAGGUGGCCAGGAUGAAUCCUUAGAUUCCAAGACUUCUCUGCCAUCAGAUGAGUCCGUGAAGGACCACAGCUCAACGGGCAGAGUAGUUGCUGGUCAGAUAUUUGUUGAUUCAGAAGAACCUGAAUUGGAACCACCUCUCCAAGAAGAAGGUGACAAGGUGAGAGUCCAAGAAGAGGAAUCUGUCACUGAAGACAUCAGCUUCCUAGACUCUCCAACCCCAGAAAACAAGGACUAUGAGGAACCCACGAAAGGACGGAAAUCAGCUUUGACGGCCAUUGAAGGCACAGCACAUGGGGAGCCCUGCCAUUUCCCUUUUCUCUUCAUGGAUAAGGAAUAUGACGAAUGCACACCAGACGGAAGGGAAGACGGCAGGCUGUGGUGUGCUACGACCUAUGACUACAAGGCUGAUGAGAAGUGGGGUUUCUGUGAAACUGAAGAGGAAGCUGCUAGAAGGCGGCAGAUGCAGGAAGCAGAAGUGAUGUAUCAGACUGGCAUGAAAAUCCUCAAUGGAAGCAAUAAGAAAAGCCAAAAAAGAGAAGCAUAUCGGUAUCUUCUGAAGGCAGCAGGCAUGAACCAUACCAAGGCCUUGGAGAGAGUCUCAUAUGCUCUUUUGUUUGGUGACUACCUGACGCAAAAUAUCCCAGCAGCUAAAGAGAUGUUUGAGAAACUGACUGAGGAAGGCUCUCCCAAAGGACAGACUGCUCUUGGCUUUCUCUAUGCCUCUGGACUUGGUGUUAACUCCAGUCAAGCAAAGGCCCUUGUAUAUUACACUUUUGGAGCUCUGGGAGGCAACCUAAUAGCUCACAUGGUUUUGGGUUACCGGUACUGGGCUGGCAUCGGAGUCCUCCAGAGCUGUGAAUCUGCAUUGACACACUAUCGUCUAGUUGCCAAUCAUGUUGCUAGUGAUAUUUCGCUGACUGGAGGCUCAGUAGUACAAAGAAUACGGCUGCCUGAUGAGGUGGAAAAUCCAGGAAUGAACAGUGGAAUGCUAGAAGAAGAUCUGAUUCAAUAUUACCAGUUUUUAGCUGAAAAGGGCGACGUCCAAGCACAGGUCGGUCUGGGACAGCUGCAUCUGCACGGAGGGCGUGGAGUAGAACAAAAUCACCAGAGGGCUUUUGACUACUUCAACUUAGCAGCUAAUGCCGGCAAUUCACACGCUAUGGCCUUCUUGGGAAAGAUGUAUUCAGAGGGGAGUGAUACUGUGCCUCAGAGUAAUGAGACAGCUCUCCAGUACUUUAAGAAAGCUGCUGAAAUGGGUAACCCCGUUGGACAGAGUGGGCUGGGAAUGGCUUAUCUCUAUGGAAGAGGAGUCCAAGUGAAUUAUGACCUGGCACUGAAGUAUUUCCAGAAGGCUGCUGAGCAAGGCUGGGUGGAUGGACAACUACAGCUUGGUUCCAUGUACUACAAUGGCAUUGGAGUCAAGAGGGAUUAUAAACAGGCUCUGAAGUAUUUUAACUUAGCUUCUCAAGGUGGCCACAUCUUGGCUUUCUACAACCUGGCCCAGAUGCACGCCAGCGGCACAGGUGUGAUGCGGUCAUGUCACACCGCGGUGGAGUUGUUCAAGAAUGUGUGUGAACGAGGCCGCUGGUCCGAGAGGCUCAUGACUGCCUAUAACAGCUAUAAAGACGGUGACUACAAUGCUGCGGUGACCCAGUACCUCCUGCUGGCAGAACAAGGCUAUGAAGUGGCACAGAGCAACGCGGCCUUCAUCCUUGAUCAGCGAGAAGCUACCAUUGUAGGUGACAAUGAAACUUAUCCCAGAGCAUUGCUUCACUGGAACAGGGCCGCCUCUCAAGGCUACACUGUGGCUAGAAUUAAGCUUGGCGACUACCAUUUCUAUGGCUUCGGCACCGACGUGGAUUAUGAGACGGCAUUUAUUCAUUACCGGCUGGCAUCUGAACAGCAGCACAGCGCCCAAGCUAUGUUCAAUCUGGGAUACAUGCAUGAGAAAGGACUGGGCAUUAAACAGGAUAUCCACCUCGCAAAGCGUUUUUAUGACAUGGCAGCUGAAGCCAGCCCAGACGCUCAAGUACCAGUCUUCCUGGCGCUCUGCAAGUUGGGUGUUGUGUAUUUCCUACAGUACAUACGGGAGAUGAAUAUCCGAGAUAUCUUCAACCAACUUGACAUGGACCAGCUCUUGGGACCUGAAUGGGACCUUUACCUCAUGACGAUCAUUGCCCUGCUGCUGGGAACAGUGAUAGCCUACAGGCAGCGGCAGCACCAAGAUAUGCCAGUGCCCAGACCCCCGGGACCACGGCCGGCCCCCCCGCCGCAGCAGGAGCAGCCGCCAGAACAGCAACCAGCGCAGUAACAGCCGCCAGAUCAGCCUUGGCCAGUGACAGCGAAGGACAUGACUUGCUGAGGACACUCGCGUUGGAGUUCGGACGUCUCGGACCAGGGGCCACCUCAAGAGGCAUGGGAGGCAUUGAAUUCCAAAAGCUGCUUAGAAUCUGAUGAUGCCUUUAUUUUCAGGGAUAAGUAACUCUUAACCUAAACUGAGUUGAAUGUUUUUUUCAGUGCCGAGUGGAAUUAACAACCCUCAGAGGCUUUCCUUGCCCCUCCUCCCCCACCCCCUGGACACAUGAGACACUCAGCAUCUGCUAGAUCCUGGGGUUCUGUGGUCAUUCUCUCAGUGUGCAUACACCCUCUGUCAGCCAUCUUUAAGGUCUUGUGCAACAACACUAAAAACUGUAAUGGAAAAAAAAGAAGAAGAAGAAAACCUGGUUAAUUUUAAUGUUGACAUAUUUGAAGGCCAAAAAAUAGCAUUUGCCAUUUAAGUUAAAAAAAAAAAAAAGUCUUCAAAGUGUUUCAGAACUGCAGACAGAAACUCACCAGUCCACAUACGAGCAAGUAUACAUCUUCAGCAUACUUGUCAUUUUUAAAGAGAAGGGUGGGAGGUUUCUUACUGGUGAUGGUCAUGCUUUUUAUCAUUUCUGUCUUUCACGGACUCAAAGGUAUUGUUAAAAAAUUUCACAUGAGCCUUCUUUGAAAUGGACUGUAUAGGAGAGUGCGAACUGACUCCCUGAGCUAACAUGUGAAUCUGCCUCACAUCUCAACGUUACGUGCUUGCUUGAGUGCAUAGAGCCUUGAUCCAGAAGCCAGAGGAUGGACGGAAUGGGAGAAAGGAGACAGCCGAAUUAAUUAAUGGACUGUAGGUCUGGGUAUCAGGAACAUAGAUAGACUUUCCCAAAAGCUGAAGCAUUUUUUCCCAGCAUGUAUUUUACUUUGCAUUUCUGUUGCAAAAGAACAGAGCCACCCUGAUGAAUUCCAGAAAUACAAAAUACCACUGCCAAAUAAGGCGUGCGGUAACUACCAUGGCCAUACUACAGCUCGGAGAAUCAAAUAUGCAUUAAACUCAGUGGUUGAAGAAAGCCAAAACCUGUUUAUACUAUUCCUUCCCAUGCAGGCAGAGUUUUCUUCCUGCACUUUGUUACUUCCAGCAGAAAGUCAACUACACCCUUAGUAUUAGCACCCUGCCAACCUCUCACUGUUCCCGUUAGGAAAACCAGUGCUAUUAGUCUUCAGAAAUAUCUGGUUCAGUAGUACAGAAAGCAGCAGCAACAGCAACACAUUCAAAAAGAAGAAGAAUUGCACAUACCAUACAAACAAAAC
Messenger RNA from Erinaceus europaeus (western European hedgehog), 3798 nucleotides. It is a transcript of the gene SEL1L, whose product is annotated as SEL1L adaptor subunit of SYVN1 ubiquitin ligase. Gene Ontology annotation, cellular component: endoplasmic reticulum membrane. Lineage: Eukaryota; Metazoa; Chordata; Mammalia; Eulipotyphla; Erinaceidae. Gene Ontology annotation, biological process: ERAD pathway. The record is from RefSeq and is a predicted model, not a curated record. The coding region runs from base 110 to 2497 and encodes 795 amino acids. The transcript is spliced from 21 exons. Gene Ontology annotation, molecular function: protein binding.